This is a messenger RNA of Seminavis robusta, 5073 nucleotides long. NCBI's taxonomy places the organism in Eukaryota, Bacillariophyta, Bacillariophyceae, Naviculales, Naviculaceae. The record is from the annotation of a GenBank genome assembly.
AUGGUUGGAGAUGCUGCAAGGCAUACAAAGAGACUCGACAGGCAAAUCCAUGCGGUUGUACUACUUGUCUUUUGUCUUUUUGUGGUAACUGCAAUAGCAGCAGAUGACGCUCCCUUUCGCGUCUUGGUUCAGACUCCUGGUCAGGAACCUCGAGACUCGGAGCGCAAGUUGGACUAUCACUGUACCAUGCGAAAUCUAUGGACUCAAGAGCGCAUGCCGUCAAACUAUCCAUUGAGAUCUGCCUAUUGGAACAAUCCCCUCGUCUGGGCGCACACUCCAAACAGAAUUCUGUGGCAAGAUGGGGCCACAGCCGACGACACUUUGGAGUCGUAUGUCGAAGAACAAUUUGACUGGUCCGAUCUGCUGGUGGAAAUGCGAGCAGAUUCAAAAGACAUUGUUCUGCCAGAAUACUUUGACUGCUGCACAUCCUUAUAUACUUCUUGGGGUCUUUACACUCGUCAGGGUGACACAUUCUAUCACUUUCCCCCCCUCACUGCGUCACCCGCGCAUGAUCGCUUCUCUUCCAUUGUCCCCAUGCGACCCAGUCCAGAUUGGUUUACAGGAUUCUAUAAUGUAUCCUUGUUAGAUCCAGGCACGGAUACAUGGUACAAUCACUUCAAGAUACAGACAUUUCCCUGGAAACUCGGUACAGACAACAGGGCCAGUUGGACCGAUCCCACCUCCUACUCCAAUAUAGAUCCUCCCAUCCCUAUCGCUCGCAUCACCAUGGACCAAGCAACUCGUCCCGACAAUGCAGAAUUGCAAGAUCCUACCAACACAUCCAUUCCACCCGUGGCAGAAUGGGAGUGCUUCUUGAUUGUCACGGAUCAUCAUCAGCAUGAUAACGAAACAUCAUCAUCAUCAUCACACAAUAACUCGACACUAGUACCAUCGAAUUGCGACUGGUUCCUCAACCCUUGCUGCAAUGAAACGACCGAUUCCUGGACCCCCACUUGUGACAAUUUACUCCCCAAUGGAUCCACUCGCAAUGCGUCCAAGGAAGCCUACGAGGCACUGUUCCCUGCACUCAAUUACACCUGCGAUUAUUAUUAUGAUAGAGACAGCGAGUGCUCCACAGACGACAGCAGUACGUGCCAAUCAUCAUCAUCAUCCGUACCACCGGGAUGUGACGGUUGUUUGGAUUGUGAUCCCUGCGUUCGGUUCCGAUUCGACUGCCAGGGGUGUAUUCAAAGUGGUUGCUUCUGGUGUGAUACAGAAGCAUUGUGUCUGUCAACGCCAUUGGAUGGGGCGUUUUGGGAGGAGACAUUCAACAAGACAUCCUAUUGUACCGGACCCGAGCAUUGGACCACCACCACAUGCACUUCAAAUAAGGAUCCGCUGUAUGGUUCCAUGGAAUGGAGCUACAAGCUCAUCAAUGUCGAGCAAGUUUGGGACGCAAAUUAUACUGGCCGGGGGGUUGUCGUAAAAGUCAUUGAUGAUGGUUUUGAUGCUUUCCAUCCCGAGUUUCGUGGCCGGUUGGAUGUUGAUGCGUCGUGUGACGAAUUUUUGCCUUUAUCGGAUCAAGAUGACCAUGGAACGGCGUGUGCCAGCAUCAUUGGGGGGAGUGCAGGGAAUGGGGCCUGUGCGACAGGCAUUGCUCCUGGAGUGACCUUCGCGGCUUGCAGAAAGCCCAAUGGUCUGGAAAUGGAGGAGAUUGAGACAUUGUUCCUUGGCAACAACUAUACCAAUGUGUCGAUAAUCAGCAACAGCUGGGGACCCUAUUCUUGCUUUCCAGAGGUACCAGACGUAAGGCGUCGACAGUUGCGUGACGAGGAAUGCCCCUUCAUCAGAGAUGCUUUGGGCUCCCCUUGCAAGGUUUGCUCUGACUUCUCUGGGGAGCUUUCGAGACGCUGUAGGCUCCAGAUUGCCAGAUACUGCCUGGCUUCGUGGGAAGAUGACGCCGAAGCAUGCACAGAGUUCCUUCAUGCCUACGUGUCGUGUACAUACCACACCGUGCCCGAAUGGUUUGAUGAAAUCUUCGAAACACUGUUGGAGAAUGGACGCCAUGGAUUGGGGACAAUAGUGGUGUAUGCCGUUGGGAAUGGUCUUGGGUUCGGGGGGUUUUCUGGGUUUAACGGCUUUGUCAGCAAUCGAGCAACUAUAGGGGUUGGAGCUGUGGGAAAGGAUGGAAAACACGCAUCGUAUUCCACUUCGGGUCCUACUGUCUUUGUUACCGCUCCAGGGGGGGAUCGCGAAUUUAUACGGAACAACAUUGUUGCAAAGCCCGGUGGAGGAUGUCACGAUAUCACUGUCGGCACCAGCUUCUCCGCCCCCGUGGUCAGUGGGGUGGUUGCGUUGAUGUUGGAAGCCAACCCUAUUCUUGGCUGGCGAGAUGUUCAAGCCAUCCUUGCGUUGACAUCUCAACAAAUCAACCCAGAGGACCCAGACUGGACCACAAAUGGAGCUGGCUUCCCACACAGUAACAAAUAUGGCUUUGGCUUGGUCGAUGCUACUUCUGCAGUGUCCGCUGCACAAAGAUGGCGUAAUUGGGGAGAAGAGAAACAGAUCUCUGCUGAGUCGGACGUCCUCGACGUGAGGAUUCCCGACGACCCUGAUACUGUCGCUGAGCUGGAGCUUGAGAUAGCAGAAACAAACAUGGUCAUCGAACAUGUCCUCGUUGUUCUUGACCUAAGCAACCAUCCCAGUCGAGGAGACCUCAUGGUUACGCUCACGUCCGCUCAGGGCACCGAAUCUCUCCUGGCACCGUCGAAGCGGCCCGAAAACUCUAUCGAUGUUCAGUGGAAACUGAUGACUCUACGAACAUACGGGGAGUCUCCAGUUGGGACGUGGACUCUGCGAGUUUCUGACCAGCGUGCAGGCGUCGUCAGCGAUUGCGUGGAUCUUCCCUGGGUGACCUUCGUGGACCCUACUGGAGAGGGCUACAAUGCCUCUCUGUCGUGUGGCUCCUUUGAUGAUGAGACUUAUUGCGAGGUCGAUGAAAUAUCGGAUGUUGUCUUCGAAGGAAGAAAGAUGGCAGAAGCUUGCUGUCUUUGUGGCGGCGGCGCGCUAGCAUCUAGUUUUUCAAGUUCUCUCACAUCUUGGAAGUUGGUGAUUUACGGACACGACUUUGAACCCGAUUCUGGCUUGGCGGAGUUCUCGUGCAACGAAGCAUUUGUUGACGAGGGAGGAGCUUGCGAUUCUGAGGUGGAGUUUGACCGUGAAUGCAACCCUGUUUGUCGGAACGACUGCUUUGAUUGUGAUGCGGCUCAAAUGUUCAGCUACGACUGCAACGAAUGCGUCGAAAAUGGGUUUGUCUAUUGUGCUGGAGAUGCUGUUUGCCUGUCUGCGGCACUGGGAGAAGACUUUUGGACUCAACAUGGCAAGGGAAAGUGGUCAUCAUGCACGAACGCUACUGAUUGGGAAAGCAAAUGCCAUGAAGUGGAUGGAGGGAGAGACCCUUUGUAUGAUGCCAUGAGCUGGUCCUAUUCCUUGAUCAAUGUAGAACCUGUGUGGAGGGAUGGAUUAACAGGCUCUGGCAUUCAUGUUCGGAUCAACAACUUGGAGAUAGACAGCCAGAAUGCAGAGUUUGCUUCCAGGUUCAGGACUUCAUGUGAUGAUGGCAACCAGGUGCAAGACAAAACACUGGGAACCGCAAUGGCUUCAAUAAUUGCCGCUGGAGCGAAUGAUCUCUGUUCCGUGGGGAUUGCUCCCGAGUCAGAACUAUCUUCGUGUGUAAUGCCUCCCUCUGGUAGCAGCGAUGGCGGAUUCGUGUAUCUCACCAAAUUUAACAAAGUUGACAUUAGCUUUGUACCUUUGGACCCCUCCACAAAGAGACCAGCAUUCUUUCCCGAGAAACUGCUAAUCCCAACAAUCAUCCGUGGACGUCAAGGGAAAGGAAUUGUGUAUGUGGCUGGAGCAGGCGACGACGGAAACGAGGCGGGGUACCAAUGUCGUUUUGUGCUGCAUGUGGGGGCGGUGGGGAAGGAUGGAAGGCAUUCCGACUAUAGUUCAAGAGGUCCAGGUGUCUUUGUGAGCGCACCUGGUGGUGACACCAAAAACAUUGCGAACAAUGUUGUGGCGAAGCCUGGUGGAGGUUGCCAUGACGCCGGAGUAGGGUCGUCGUUCGCGGCUGCGGUGGUUUCUGGAGUCAUUGCGCUGAUGAUGCAGGUGAACCCAGAUCUCUCAUGGAGGGACGUUCACGGAAUCGUCGCUUCCACUUCUCGCCAGGUUUACCUGGACGACUCAUCAUGGAUGACAAAUGCAGCAGGCUUGAAGCACUCUGAAAAAUAUGGGUUUGGACUGAUCGAUGCACAAGCCGCAGUUCUCGCCUCAAGGUCAUGGAAGCGCCUGGGAAUGCAGUUGCAACUCUCUGAGUUAUCUGGUGAUAUCGACAAAGAAGUAUCAGUCGACGAGAAUGCGUUGUCUUCCAGCAUAAACAUCACAACCCCAGGCUACGUGAAGGCAGAAAGUGUUGUCGUCUUUCUCAACAUGACUCAUGCACAUCGAGGUGGCCUCAAGGUUUCCCUUACUUCUCCAUCUGGGACUAAGUCGCACCUCAGUCGCAGUGGCCCGUCUUCGCACUCUUCACCCGAUGACGACUGGUGGUCAUUGGGAACCGUGCAGUUUUGGGGCGAAUUAGUAGAAGGGGAUUGGAUGCUUCAGAUUAGCGACAGUACCAGCGAAAGCUCAGAACGCACUGAAGUUUGCGUGGAUCGGAAAUGGGAAUUCCGAUAUUGGAAUGUAAAGGAGGAGAGAUUGACGUGCAACGAUUUUGCGCGCGUUACCGACUGCCGAGACGAGAGUCAGGUAGCACCGCCAAUCUGGGACAUGGUGUAUGAAGAUAUUGACAUUGGAGCCGCUUGCUGUUCCUGCGGGGGUGGCUUAAGGUCUUCCAGACUACUUCAAUCUUCAAGUCGCUUACUUCUUUCUUGGAAGUUGGUGGUCUAUGGUCACAAGAGUGCAAGACCCGUCGUCUCACCUGCACCCACGGUACCGGUAGCUUCGACGAGCCCUCCAGACGAAGUGGACGAAGUGAUACCGGUACCGACAAGUGGAGCAGGACGAUUGUACUGGACGCUUCUUUUGAUGGCGACGAGUGCAUCCGCAGUGUUGACUCUGUUGGAGCCUUCGUGA